AUGACCGCAGCCGAAGAGGAAGCCCUCGCCGAGUCCGGUGAGGAUCUCUUGGUGGAGGACCUCCCCGAAGGGCUAAUCAACGAACUCACGUGCUCCCCCGGCCAUCCCGCGGCGAAAAAGGCUUGCAUGGACACUGGCGCAGGCCAUACCAGCAUUAACUCCCCCGCCACCUCCUCUGAUUCGGCCCUAGCGCAGCCCUCGCGGUCUCCCAUGCCCCUCGCUGCUGCUGCUCCUGCGUCGCCCUCGAGCGGCCCCAUGCCCACGCCGGCAGCAACUGUUGCCUCCCCCAACGCCCCGGCCCUCCACGCCGCUGCCUACGCUUCAGUCGUCGCUGGCGUCAACCCGGCCCCCGCGCUGCCCGCCUCGCUCUUCGCCUCACCCGCGCCUGGCGGAUCCCCCCGUAACCUUCGCCGCGCGCGCACUACUACGGCCACCUCGAUGCUCCUCCCCCUUCGCCGCCGCGUGGUAGUCACGCUCCUCCUCCCGGAGGCCGUGUUGGGGUCGCACCGCACGGAACUCCUCGCCGGGAUCAACGCGCAGUUGUGCGGCUUCAUGUUUGAUUCGAGCAUCAUCCCCCCCUUCGAGCACACCGUCGGCGAAUCCCUCCGUGUGGCCCGUCGCGUGUACGGCCGCCUGUUGUUCUCUUGGCCGUCGCAGGAAGAUGCCGCGGCUUUUCGCAAGCUUUUUCCCCUCAUGCUGAAAAUCUCCAACUCCCGCCCCGUCAUGUUGAAAGUUUAUGUUGACAGGUUCGAAGCCUUCACCGCCGCAAAGGCAGCCGGCGCUCCCACCCUGUCUAUUCGAAAGUUCCCCCUCGAGUUUGAUCCGGAGGAUAUCCGCGCCUCUCUCCUCGGGACCACCGACGAGGACGGCGCGCAUUGGCUCGCGGACCUGACUGACUUUCACCGUGCUUCCGACCCCUACGAAGACACCUUUUUCACCCACCUCGCAGGGCUCCCGGUCGCCACCCCCGAUGAUCCAAACUUCGAACGGAUCCCAUCCGAAAUCAUGCUGGAGACGAACAAGCCCGCUAUGCUGCUCAAUUUCUCCUCCCACGUGUGCUCGCUGUGCGGUAACAACCAUCGUGCAUCGCACCACGAGGCUUUUGCUGCUCGCCGCCGCGGGCGCCUCACGAACAAGAACACGAUCUCAAUUGCUCAGCUGCAGCAGGCAAACGGUGCCCCCCCACACCCUGCCUCCACCCCCGUCACCCACCUCUCCCCCACAGUGCUUCCUUCUCCGGCCCCCCAUGUCGUGGGGCUCCUACUCACUCUCCCGCCCUCCCCACACCACCCCCCCCUCCCUGCCCUCUCCAACCCCUAUUGGCAAACUUCCCUCCCAAGACGCUCAGCCCUUGCCACCAACGUACCCUCCUCUGUCCCCCCUACAGUCGGGCCUCCGCCCACCCUCAUGACUCCCCCGUACUCCCACUCCCCCCAUGCAAGCUCCGCGUCUCGGAGCCUCUGCUCUACCCUUGAUCCCCCACUCCCUGCCCCUACACACUUCAACCCCUCCCCCCACAACACUCCCCCCCCCUCCCCCUCUGAGGACGGACCCCCGCCCUCCCACACACUCACACCCCACCCGCACCCUCCCCCUGCUCCCCCCCCCCCCUCGCAGACCGCACUUUCUUACGGAACCCCUCGCCCUGUUCCCUUCCAACACACCCCCCACUUUAGGCGCCUUCCCUCCCAGGGUCUCCCCAGAGGACGGCCCCGCUGCCCACCCCCAUGCUGGCACGGAGACGCUCCCCUCCCCCCCCCUCUCCCCCCUGUUUCUAACAGCACCCUCCCCUGCUUCCCCCACACCCCGACUCCUCCCCUCCCCUCCCUCUCUCCCGAUCCCCCUCCUCUCGUCUCCCCCUACCCUCAAUCCCGCCUUCCCCACCCCCCCUCACUCUUUUCACCCCCCACCCUCUCAGGGACCCAACUGCAAUCGUCCCCAGCGCUCUGUCCGGGCCGCCCGACCCCCAACGUGGCUCCCCCCCUCUGCCAGCAGCCCCCUCCCCCCGGUCUCUCCCACAUUGCUCUCAAGCAGGCCGCUCCACCCCCCUCUGGUCUCUUCUUCCCCCCCGCCUGGGCCCCCGAACACCCCCGCCCCUUCUCUGCGCCUUCCCCCCUCCCUGCACCCCCCUCCUCCCGCUGCCAUUUAGCCCACAUGGUCCUCCCCCUCUCGGUCCUCACCCUCACCUCCCCCUCCUACCCCACCCCUCCAACUCUCCCUCCCCCCCUUAUUCCUGCACCUCUGUCCACCCCCUCGCCCCCCCUGCUCCCCCCUCCUCCCCCCAACACCAACCCCAUCCAAGCCCCCCUUCCCCUCUGCCGUGCUGCUUCCCCCCCCCGUACGGCCGCCCGGGCCCCUGCCAACCCCACUUUCAAUCUGACCCUACCCACUCCCCUCGCUCCUACCCAUCCCUCUCCCCGCGCCAGGUGCCCCCCCACACCCUGCCUUCACCCCCGUCACCCACCUCUCCCCCACAGUGCUUCCUUCUCCGGCCCCCCAUGUCGUGGGGCUCCUACUCACUCUCCCGCCCUCCCCACACCACCCCCCCCUCCCUGCCCUCUCCAACCCCUAUUGGCAAACUUCCCUCCCAGGACGCUCAGCCCUUGCCACCAACCCUCUGCUCUACCCUUGAUCCCCCACUCCCUGCCCCUACACACUUCAACCCCUCCCCCCACAACACUCCCCCCCCCCUCCCCCUCUGAGGACGGACCCCCGCCCUCCCACACACUCACACCCCACCCGCACCCUCCCCCUGCUCUCCCCCCCCCUCGCAGACCGCACUUUCUUACGGAACCCCUCGCCCUGUUCCCUUCCAACACACCCCCCACUUUAGGCGCCUUCCCUCCCAGGGUCUCCCCAGAGGACGGCCCCGCUGCCCACCCCCAUGCUGGCACGGAGACGCUCCCCUCCCCCUCCCUCUCCCCCCUGUUUCUAACAGCACCCUCCCCUGCUUCCCCCACACCCCGACUCCUCCCCUUCCCUCCCUCUCUCCCGAUCCCCCUCCUCUCGUUUCCCCCUACCCUCAAUACCGCCUUCCCCACCCCCCCUCACUCCUUUCACCCCCCACCCUUUCAGGGACCCAAUUGCAACCGUCCCCAGCGCUCUGACCGGGCCGCCCGACCCCCAACGUGGCUCCCCCCCUCUGCCAGCAUCCCCCUCCCCCCGGUCUCUCCCACAUUGCUCUCAAGCAGGCCGCUCCACCCCCCUCUGAUCUCUUCUCCCCCCCGCCCGAACUCCCGAACACCCCCGCCCCUUCCCCGCGCCUUCCCCCCCUCCCUGCACCCCCCUCCUCCCGCUGCCACUUGGUUCCCCCCCUCUUGGUCCUCACCCUCACCUCCCCCACCGGCCCCACCCCUCCAACUCUCCCUGCCCCCCUUAUUACUGCACAUCCGUCCACCCCCCCGCCCCCCCUGCUCCCCCCUCCUCCCCCCAACCGCCCCCUCUCUUGCAGGCAACCUUCUGGGGACUCAUGCUGCGCCGACCGCCUUCCGCAACGACCCCGGCCUCCUCUACAUCGGGCUGGACGACUGGGUCGAAUACUGGACAUGCGCUCUCUGCGACUUCACCUGCGGCGCUGCCCUCAACAGCGCCAUGGAGCAUAUCCAGUCCAACCUGCACGCCACCCGCGUGAAGGCCUCCGCUCACCGCCCGGCUGCCAAGGACGACUUUGGUCCUUGGCGCGCACUCACCCUGCUGCAGCAGAAGGCUAUGGUGACUGCCUUCCUUCGCGGCCGUCCUUAG
Molecule: messenger RNA, 3741 nt
Organism: Closterium sp. NIES-65
Lineage: Eukaryota; Viridiplantae; Streptophyta; Zygnematophyceae; Desmidiales; Closteriaceae
Source: the annotation of a GenBank genome assembly